Pseudoliparis swirei is the source of this 7525-nucleotide messenger RNA. RefSeq names its product alpha-kinase 1 (gene alpk1). The record is from RefSeq and is a predicted model, not a curated record. Bases 2800 to 6057 code for a protein of 1085 amino acids. Lineage: Eukaryota; Metazoa; Chordata; Actinopteri; Perciformes; Liparidae. Gene Ontology annotation, biological process: protein phosphorylation. Gene Ontology annotation, molecular function: ATP binding; protein serine/threonine kinase activity. The transcript has 14 exons.
UUAUGAAAAUAGAGUUUAAUCAAGCCAUAAGAAGAAGAACAAGAAUAUUAAUAAUUAUAAUGAUAAUAAUGAUAAUAAUAAAAGACAUAGGAGAGAGAGAGAGAGAGUUAACGUUUGAUUAUUUUGUAUAUCUUCUUCAAAUGGAAGCAUUGACAAUAAAGCUGACUUAGACUUUGACUUAAAGUGGCGACACGAACAACAAUGACGUGUUCACUGUCCAUGUCCAGUCUGUGUAGUGUUUGUGAAUCUGAAAUGUGAAAAUAGUUUCCUAUACGUCCUAUAAAACAUCAUCAUAGGGUCACGUAAUCCAUUAUAAUGGAUUUGGGUUUUAUCUACACGCCUACAAUAACUUGUACACUAUUAUACAUCACAACAUGCUGAUUUUAAUACACUCAGACUAUUUGUUCACACACUAGUAAUUAAAGUGUCAAUUUAACACUUAAAGAGUACAUUUUAGCACUCAGCCAGUGGACAUAUGGUCCCUAUCGAGUGUUAAAGUGAAACUGAGCAUAUUGUUAACAUUUCAGAGUUUACGCAAGUUGGUAACUGGUUAUAAGAAGUGUUCAUUUUGAUUAACAUCAGUCCCGAGUGUCAAAUAUAAAUAACACUCGUAGUGUUAUUUACAUGUCAUUUAUAUUUGACACUCUGGACUGAUGCUAAUCAAAAUUAACACUUCUCAGUGGAGUGUCGAGAAAAAUAAUAACUCUUCCCAGAGUCGCAUUAACUCUGAAAUGUUAACACUAUAUUCAGUGUUACUUUAACCCGCUGUAAGCAGGAGACCAGGUACGGUGAAACAAAAGAACUCUCUUUACUGAGGACAAAGUCGAACAUGGAACUCAGGUAGAAGGUGAAGUCACACUAAAGACUCACACGGGGAAUUUACAACAGGUAUUAAUGACAACAAUCUGGCAGGGGACACAGGAAAUAAUGGGAGUAUAUAUAAGGGGGGGAAACCACAGGUGUAGAGAAUGAGCAAUCAGGAAGCCAGAGGAAAGAAUGGAAGUAUAUAUAAGGGGGGAAAUCACAGGUGUAGGGCAUUAGCAAUCAGGGAGGCAGAGGCAUGGCUGAGGGCAGGUGGAGGCAAUGAGCAAUCAAGAGACACUGGAGAAACACACAGAACUAACAGGGUGUUACACUAGAUAGGGACCAUAUGUUCACUUCUUUAGUCAUCAUCAUCAAACUUUUAUUACAGACUCAAGGUCCAGAUAGUACAAAUCAUUUUAAAAAACAUACAAAACCACAAGCAAAACACAAACAAAGAAGUGUUAAUGUAGUGUUAAUGUAGUCUUUAAGUGUUAAUUUAACAAUGCCAAUUCUACUGUGCAGCUUUUGACUCGGUCACGUUAGCCGUCUGGAAUUCGAUAUUUCAAGACACACAAGCAUCUGGAGUGUAAGUUGAACUCAUAGUUAUUCUAAAAUGUUGCUUCUGCUAGAAUAUCAGCAUUUUAUAUAAAAAAGCGAUUUAGAGAAACUUACCGCAGUCUUUCAAGAAUUAAAACGCGUGUGAUGAGACUCAAUUUGAAAGGAGAAGGAGGGGGCGGAGCUUCCCAGAGUAACGGUGAACGUUGUCAUCAUCACUGGGGGACUCUGGUUCUAGUUGUCAUCACUCUGACAGUCAGUUCACUUUAACACUGAAUAUUUUACAAAAACAUGUUUAACUCUAUUUGUACAACACUCGGGGCUAAGUUAAUUGUAUUUAUUCUUGCUAUUGUUGUAAUAACUCUGAAAUGGUCUAUAUACUUUGACAAUGAAUGUUUAACACUGGGGAAUUUACUGUGUACUAACUGUUAAAUAGAGAGGAGUGUAACUCUGUAAGCAAUUUUUAAAAACAGUCUGCUUUUCUUUUUGUCAUGUUACAUUUUUAUUUAAUUUUUUGAGAGAGAUUUGUAUUAUUAUUAUUUUAUUGUGAUUUGUUUUUUGCAGCUGUGUAGAGUCUGUUUGGACAGCAGUAAUAAUGAGUAAAGACAUACAUAGGUAUGAAUGAGGGGGUGAAUACAUUCAAAUAAAUCAUACGACAAUAAUGAUCCUCUUAGCAGUGUCUGUGUUGUGUAUGUGUGUGUGUGUGCGUGUGUGUUGCGUGGUAUUGAUUAUUGAUUGAUGUUUGGAAGCAGACCUGCAGCCUGGUCUUUAAGUGGGAUUCCUCUCCUUGAAUCAUGUUAAUGCAGGAACAGGGGUGAAGGGUCAAUUCAGGGGAAAUCAUUAUUUCUUCAAUCAGUUAAAAUAUACAUGUAACAGAGACAUCACACAAGGAACGCUAGUUCAGGUCAAUUUUUAUAACCUCCAACCCCAACAAACCUCCUCAAACGUAGAUUUGUAUCGUGCAAUUACUGCUUGGAAUUUAAUACCUCAUCAUAUAUCUCAUACAGGUAAUUAUUAUUUUUUUUUUUAAAAAAUGAUUUAAAGAGGCAUCAUCAUCCACUUGAUAUCAACUCUGACAUUUUCCAUCCCUUUUUGUAGCCAUCUGAUAUUUCUUUGUAUAAAUGACUGACGUACUGCACAACAUAUACAUCCGAGUCCUCGACUGCACUUUAUUUAUUUAUUUAUCUUGUUCUGUUUGUUUCUGUGGCAGCUGUCCCCAAUCUGGCCUCGGCUGCUGACUGAUUGCCAAUCAGUCAGAGCAGCUGACUGAUUGGGGACAGCUGUCACAGUUUCACGUCAUGUUUUUGCAUGUUUGUAUGUAUUCCAUGUCGUCUCCUUUCUGUGGACCCCGAGAAAUUUAGCGGUCGCUAAGGCGUCAGCUAACAGGGAUCCAGUUAAUAAACAAAACUAAUAAACUAAACUUUGCCUCUGUUUCCCAGCAUGGACAGCCAGGAGGUGGGGGGUGUGCUGCAGGAGUGCCUCGCAGCAGCUCAACGCUCCACCCAGCCCACCGAGGCGGAGAGGCUGAACUACUGUAGAUGCAGAGACUCGCUCUGUGCAGAACUGGCCUCCCUCCUGCAGGAGGCCGUGGAGAUGAAGUGGCCCUUUGUGCCCGAGAAGUGGCAGUACAAGCAGUCAGUGGGUGUCGACGACAAGACCAACCUCAGCGACCUCGUCGGCAAGCACCUGAGCCGGCUCCUGGCCGUUCUCAAGGCGUCCAUCGUGGCUCGGGAGGGGCGCGCGGCGCUGGCGGCCGUCUUCUUAGUCGACCGCUUCCUCUACUGGACGGACGAGUCCAGCCGGCUGUUGAAGAUCACCAAGCUGCUCCACAGACGGCACCCUGGCGUUCCUGUGGCCCCGCAGCUGGUCAUGCGGAAUGCCAGGCUCCACUUUAACUCUGGCAAACUACAGAAGGCAGAAUCCAUCCUGAGCAGUCUGAUUAACAACAGCGGCGCCACCGGUUGUUGGGUGUACCACCAUGAAAGUGACAGGGCUCUUGUGCAGGCCGUUGGCAUUCAAGUACGUGGGACGAUUCUGCAAAAGCUCGGCCUGUGGCUCGAGGCUGCAGAGCUCAUCUGGGCCUCUCUGGUUUGCUACUACGCACUUCCACAACCUGAUAAAAAGGGCAUUGGGACCUCUCUUGGCAUACUGGCCAACAUACUGGUGUCUAUGAAUGAUAAGGACUUCCACGCUUUUAGGACUAAUCCAGAUAUUGAUUUGUCGUUGCUGGGGGAGCGAAGUCACCGUCUCCUCUCUGCUGCACAGGCAGCUAAGAUGGCGGUGGUGUACAGCCAGUACACUUCCCUCUACGUGUUGACCAAUGUGGCAACUCAAGGGACCUGCUUGUUGUCGUACACUUUCUCAGUGCAGUGCCCGGCCUCUCAACGGCAGUCCUUCCUCCUGCAGGCCCGAGAGGCCUUUUCAAUCGGCCUGCUCACCAAAGCAGAGGGCCAGCUGGUCACCAGCAAGCAGGAGCUCCACGCCUUCCUGAAGGCGGCCUACUCCCUCGCCGUGGUUCACAAAUGGCUCGGCACUCCUCCGGAGGUUGUGGCGCAGGCGACUCAAGCGAGCCAAAGAGCUUUAGCAAAUUUCUACGAUUACUGCAAGGCAGACGCCCGAGACAAAAAGGACCUCUGUGCUGAGAUCAUGCGCAGUGUCGCCCAAGUCAAGCAGCUGUUGCGCGUGGAGCCUUUCCUCAAUUCGGACGAGGGGUCUUUCAUCCCCGACAGCUACAGAGACAUCACGGUCACGUCGGUCCAGUUCACUCUGGAAGGCUUCGCCAAGGUGACGCAGAGACUCCAAAAGUACCGCGCGUCGCUGUGCGAGACGACCGUCGCACACUGCCGGAGGACCGCGGGCCAGACGCACGGAGAGGGGUCGUGUAUUAGUGCGACCGUCGGCACGCUCGACACAGGAUGUAGCACCGAGACCUGCAAGGUGUCACCCGGAGGAGAGGAGCCACGACAGAAGGGUUCAAAGUCAACUGCUGUGCCCCCACCUCAGAGGCCUGACCUGCCUACCACUCGGGGAAGCACAGAUAACCUCGGCUCUUCGUGGCAGAACUUCUCCUUGAGCGGUUCAGGGUCUCUUAGGCCCAGCAGCAGCGUUGCCGUGGAACGUGAGGGAAAUGCGCUAAAUCAGAGAUAUCCGACCACCGAGGAUGAUGAUGAUGAUGAUCGGUCAGACGGUAUGCUUCAUUUGGCUGAUGGGAACCAGUCUGCGGUCGGUUCCCAAACUGUACCGAGACCUGCACCAACUGCCACUUCCUCUUCCAAUGCGAUUGGCGAUUCAGAGAAAUUUGAAGUGUUCCGAGCUGGAAGAGAGACGCUGGGCACUGACGAGAUUCCAGCUCAAACCUUAUCCCAGCUAGCUCUUGGAACGCCGCCCUCCGGGUCGCUCAGUGACAGUUCUGGUUCCCAGUCGUCAUGGGUGAACAUUUCAGCUGACCUGCACUCUCCCACCAUCAGAAGACCAGCAAAAGCAGGAAGCAGCGAGUCAGCAGAGGUUGAGAGGAGCUUCUUCCUCUUGGAAACCCUUGAUUUUGAAACCGAUUAUUCAGCUCGUGAUCCCACGGACAAAAAACACACAUCUGGAGACUUGUCCAGGCCACGACCUCUGGAGAGCCCUAAUGGUGACCUAGUAUCUGUAAAAGCUGCGACCAAGAACUCCUCAGCAAACCCACAGUUGGCCCCAGAGCAGUGUGCUUCCACUGAACCCUCCACAGGGAGCUCAUUUGAGGUAGUGGAGGAGCAUCAGAGUGGAGACCAACGCGGGGAAGUUGCUCCAUCAGAAGAUGGAGUUGACCCUCUGAUGAAGAACCCCGUGUGCUACAGCUGCCUGAAGCUCGGCGCUGUCGCUGACGUGGGCCCCGGGAGUCCAUAUGUGCUGACCCAGCAGGAUUACCAAGCCCUCCUGGCUGGAGUUUGCCACGAUUGUCUGCUGAAGAGACUUCAUAGUGACGGGACCCAAUUCAAACUCAAGACACACAGAACUGCCCAUAGCGCUCUGCAAUUAAAGUUCUCCAAGGCAACGGGCCUGUGGACCGCCAGGGAGACCUGCGCUUACAUCGGGGAGCCGAUAGGCGUCGAGGGGAAGCAGAGAGAGGCGAUAUGGGUGCAGUUCUUACACCAGGAGGAAAGGUUGAGCAGCUAUGUGGGGAAAGACUACUUGAAGCCAAAGGAGAUCCAGGUCCACCUGAAAGAUGUGGAGAGACAGAUGACAGCCCAGCACUACGUGACUGCGUUCAACAAGAGCCUUUACGACAAGGAAGUGAUGGCUCAGAUCUUCUUCAUCCCCUCAGAAGCACUGUUGAUUCUGAGCGGGCAUCGGGUGGUGGGCUGCGUGACGGUGGAGCCCUACAUGCUGGGGGACUUUGUCAAACUGACCAACAACACGGUGAAGAAGGACCCGAGCCUCGAGGCCACCGAAUACGGCCUCGCCUUCGGACACUUCACCUGCUUGCUCUCCGACUACCAGGAAGUCGUUGUAGACCUGCAAGGCUGGGUGACGGCUAAUGGCAAAGGUCUGACGUACCUCACGGACCCCCAGAUCCACUCCACCAGGUCCCCCAGGGGCCCGUCUAACUACGCCGCCAAAGGCCUCCGGUUCUUCCUGGAGGAGCAGCACGGGCCCGAGUGCAACGCCGUCUGCCGGCUGCUCCGGCUACCGGCGCUACGGCAGCCGCCGCAUCUCCUGUAGCGGCGAGGAGUCGCCGGAUGUCCAGGGUUUUUUAUUCAUGAUGAAAUCAUCAAUCCAGGUUUCUAAUGCUCACCGUAUUUGACUCUUCAGCUUCGAUGCAAAUUCAACAUAUUAAAAUUACACUUUCAUAACAAAUGGGAAAUAACCAAACUGACUUUUAACGUGUGUACGUCAAAUAUAAGAAAAUAAGAUGCAGCUUCUUCAUUCAUACACGAUGGGGAAUGAACACCUGUUAGAAGGUCAGGCAACCAUUUUAAUGGGAAUACGUACAUUUGUGAAAUAUAUUCAUUGAUGGAACUCUGUUGUAAAAUGCUGAUGAUGCUGUUUUUCACCUUCUAUCACUCUGGUGCCUGAGGAUCAAAAAACAAGCAGAUGAAUGUCGUCAGCGUUGAUAGUAACUGCAUUAUAACCAUAAUAUACAUACAGGAAAAACUUCAGAUAACCUUUAGUGUAUGAACUCAACCUUUAAUGUGUAAUUUAAAUGCAAAUAUUAAAUCAAAUGGAGAGAAAGACCCAGAGUGAAUCUAUAAGGUAAUGCAGAGGUUAGACGAGGAGAAGCAGGUGACCUGUGUACAACAGUCACACACACACACACACACACACACACACACACACACACCUCCACCUCACAUGACGGUGAUGUCAUCACUGGAGUCACGAGCCUCCCUCUCCAGCUGAAAAUCCACUCCUGGGUUUAUCAGCGUCCAUCUUGUGUGAACAAAACGUUCUUUACCCCUGACCCACUGGCCGCUGACCUCGCGGUCUGCGUGAUGUUUAUGAGAAGGGCAUCAGCACACGGGGAAGUUGUGUGUAUUGUUCCUAAAUGUAACAACUGUAUCGUACACAUCAUGUUUCCAGAUAUAAUAUUUAUUAACAUGCAAAUGAUCAUGUGUAGGCCCCCUCUUGGGGGGGGGGGGUCCUCCUCUAUCGCCCCUCCCUCUGGAAUUCUCUCCACCAAAUCUGCACUUUAGACUAUUUUAACAACCUGCUUUUAACCUGUGAUGAUAGAUAUGUGUGUUUUUGUUUUUGUUUCUCGUGGUUUUUAAUCUCUCUUGUUAUUGAUUUAUCGAUUCUGCUCUCAUGUGAUCACCUUAUUAAAGCGUUAUACCAAUAAAAUGCAUCAUUAUUAUUAUUAUUAUAGUGAACGUAAAGUGCACCUCCUCUGCAGGGAGAGGUGUAUAUGACUUUUUUUUAUCUAGAUCAGCUUUUCACCCACGAGGGCAGCGGGGUGGAACAUAAACCCAGGAGGCAGGACUUCCUCCUGGAGCCUGAGUGUGUGUUUAUAAGGAAGCAGCCCUCCUUUCAAGCACCAGAGUGUGUGUGGAGUGUGUGUGUGUGUGUGUGGCUGAAGCGUGGAGUCCUGAAUAUGCAGCUCCUUGUGGUGGUAACGUGCCUCCUGGCAGGCUGCCUGGCCCAGAAGCCUCACCCGUGCUCGAGUCCUCCCCUUCUGAGCGGAGACCUCACCGUG